Messenger RNA from Teleopsis dalmanni, 448 nucleotides. RefSeq names its product DNA-directed RNA polymerase III subunit RPC9-like. Gene Ontology annotation, biological process: transcription initiation at RNA polymerase III promoter. Gene Ontology annotation, cellular component: RNA polymerase III complex. Gene Ontology annotation, molecular function: nucleotide binding. The record is from RefSeq and is a predicted model, not a curated record. NCBI's taxonomy places the organism in Eukaryota, Metazoa, Arthropoda, Insecta, Diptera, Diopsidae. The coding region runs from base 32 to 403 and encodes 123 amino acids. The transcript has 4 exons.
UUUUAAAAACAAUUGUUGAAUAAAUAUUAUAAUGGAAAUUGUUAAUCCAUGUUAUUCUCUGUACUCAAAUUUGGAAGUAAUGGAGACGUUGAAAAAUUCAAAAGAUACAAAAAAGAAAUAUGGUUUAAGGAAUUUGGCUACAAUUUCAUAUGAGACAUUACAAUAUUUAGAAGAUACGCCGUGUAAAGUGCAGAGCAAGCCAUCUAUAGCCACUUUUCUGAAAAGCAUCGAGCCAUACAAGCUCACUUCGAACGAAUGCCUAAUGAUUACCAAUGACCCACCAACCUGUGCUUUGCAUGUACAACUCCUAGUUGAGGACAGUGAGGAACGUUUUACUGAACAACAAGUUAAUGAAUUGCUGGACAUUGUGAAACAACAUUUCUCUUUGGAGGAAAGAAAUUGAAUUUGUUUUGUUGGAAAACAAAAAAAAAAAUCAAACUUAUUUUGU